GCUCGUCCCUCUCCCCGCUCCUUUAGUGAAAGAAUCCAGCGCCGCUCGGGAAAGUUACCUGUGCGCGUCCGGCCCGGCCGCUCUCCCGUGCCGAGCCCCGCUGGCGCCCCAGCCCCGCCGCUCCCCACAUGCCAGGGGGAGGGGGCUCUACCUGUCCUGCCUCGGCGGCUGGCUGCGGAGCCGGGAGAGGGGGGGAAGGAAAGCAGAAUUACCAGUAGCUCUGGUUCUGCCGUCCCGGGCGUUCACACGCACACCUUCACCUGCACAGACCUGAAAGUCCAGUUCCGCCAGGGAGACGGAGGCACCGGGAAAAGGGGAGAGAGUUCAUUGGAUCAAACAUGUCACAAGAGACGGACAAUAACAAGCGACUUGUGGCCUUAGUGCCAAAUGACACUUCAUUCAACACCAGACGAGCCUACACCAGCGAAGAUGAAGCCUGGAAGUCGUAUUUGGAGAAUCCCCUAACAGCAGCUACCAAGGCUAUGAUGAGCAUAAAUGGUGAUGAGGACAGUGCUGCUGCUCUUGGCCUAUUGUAUGACUAUUAUAAAGUUCCCAGAGAUAAAAGGCUGUUGUCUGUUAACAAAGUGAGUGAUAAUCAAGAAGACCAAGAUAAAAGAAAUUGUCUUAAUACCACGGAAGCUCAGAAUAGUUUAAGUGGGGGAGAGAACCGUGUGCAAGUCCUGAAGACGGUGCCAGUUAACCUUUCCUUGAACCAAGAUCCUUUGGAGUCAUCCAAAAGGGAAUACAACACAAAUGUGUCUGGAAGCUCAACGCCCAUCACGGGGACCGGAGUGACUGUUGUUAAAGCAGAGGAAUUUACCCCUGUUUUUAUAACCCCACAAACACACUAUGCAAGAGGAGAAAAUGAGGAGCACCGAGGCGUUAUCUUUGAACACUACGAAGUGUCCAACAUUGCUCCCCACACAAAUUAUCUCAAAGAUGACCAACGCAGUACUCCUGACAGUACCUACAGCGACACCUUCAAAGAUGGAGGAACAGAAAAGUAUCGGAGUGUGUCAGUGGGGGCUGAAGAAUAUAUUUAUGAACAAACAAGCAGCACUUUUCAGUAUACGCUAGAAGCUACCAAGUCUCUGCGUCAAAAGCAAGGGGAGGGGCCCAUGACCUACUUGAACAAAGGACAGUUCUACGCCAUCACCCUGAGUGAGACGGGUGACAACAAAUGUUUCCGGCAUCCCAUCAGCAAAGUCAGGAGUGUGGUCAUGGUUGUUUUUAGUGAGGAUAAAAACAGAGAUGAACAGCUGAAAUACUGGAAGUACUGGCAUUCCCGGCAGCACACGGCUAAACAGAGGGUCCUCGACAUUGCUGAUUACAAGGAGAGUUUUAAUACCAUUGGGAACAUUGAAGAAAUUGCAUUCAAUGCCGUGUCCUUUACUUGGGAUGUCAAUGAGGAGGCAAAGAUUUUCAUCACAGUGAAUUGCUUGAGCACAGACUUCUCCUCACAAAAAGGAGUAAAAGGGCUUCCUUUGAUGAUUCAGAUUGAUACGUACAGCUACAACAACCGCAGCAAUAAACCCAUCCACAGAGCCUAUUGCCAGAUCAAGGUCUUUUGUGACAAGGGAGCAGAAAGGAAAAUCCGAGAUGAAGAGAGAAAGCAGAACAGGAAGAAAGGCAAAGGCCAGGCAUCCCAAGCCUCGUGUAAUAAUGCUGAAGGGAAGUUGAGUGCACUCCCUUUGCAGAAAAAGAGUGAUAUCACCUUCUUCAAAACAAUGGCUGACCUGGAUUCCCAACCAGUUCUCUUCAUACCGGAUGUUCACUUUGGAAACCUACAAAGAACUGGACAGGUUUACUAUAAUACAGAUGAUGAGAGAGAAGGUAGCAGUGUCCUGGUCAAAAGGAUGUUCCGGCCUGUGGAGGAGGAAUUUGGUCCAUCCCCGUUGAAACAAGUGAAAGAAGAAGGCCUGAAAAGAGUGCUUUUGUAUGUGAGGAAGGAGACAGAUGAGGUGUUUGAUGCUUUGAUGCUGAAAUCACCCACAGUAAAGGGGCUAAUGGAAGCUAUCUCUGAGAAAUAUGGGCUGCCAGUUGAAAAGAUUGCAAAACUUUAUAAGAAGAGCAAAAAGGGUAUCCUGGUAAACAUGGAUGACAACAUUAUUGAGCACUACUCCAACGAGGACACGUUCAUCCUGCACAUGGAGAGCAUGGUCGAAGGCUUCAAGAUCACACUGACAGAGAUCUAG
This is a messenger RNA of Empidonax traillii (willow flycatcher), 2195 nucleotides long. RefSeq names its product grainyhead like transcription factor 2 (gene GRHL2). The coding region runs from base 339 to 2195 and encodes 618 amino acids. Gene Ontology annotation, biological process: regulation of transcription by RNA polymerase II; brain development; neural tube development. The transcript has 16 exons. Gene Ontology annotation, cellular component: nucleus. Gene Ontology annotation, molecular function: DNA-binding transcription activator activity, RNA polymerase II-specific; RNA polymerase II cis-regulatory region sequence-specific DNA binding. The record is from RefSeq and is a predicted model, not a curated record. Lineage: Eukaryota; Metazoa; Chordata; Aves; Passeriformes; Tyrannidae.